This is a messenger RNA of Bombyx mandarina (wild silkworm), 1364 nucleotides long. RefSeq lists its product as uncharacterized. Lineage: Eukaryota; Metazoa; Arthropoda; Insecta; Lepidoptera; Bombycidae. The record is from RefSeq and is a predicted model, not a curated record.
UAGACUUCAAAAAUGAUUAAUUUAUCUUCUCUCUUCGAAGAAAUUUUUAUUCAAUUCAAAUUUUUAGCUUCAAAGGUUAUUUUAAAUUAUGUAGGGUGUCAAAUAGCAAGAUUAGUUAUAAUAAAUCUAAAAAAUAUAAACUUGAUAAACUAAGAAUCUCAAUCAAGAUGGAUUUUGUUACGAAUACUCAUAAUGACUACCAGUGGCCGUUUCCAAAGCCCAUCGUAGGAAAACCAUGCGAACCUCCAACGCCGUCAGGAGCUCCACCCGCUCAACGAGCUCCAGUUGCGCCCUACUGUCAUUGUGAUGCUCAUUCCUAUUCACCGAGAGUAGAACAAUACAAACAGCUGCUCGAAAAAGAACAGAAAUUAUGCCAAGACUAUGAACAGCUGCGGAAACAGAUGGUUAGCGUCACAAAUGACAUCCUAGAUCAUCCUUGCGACGACCUGGACUCGAAGAUGACAACGAUGUAUCAAGCCACGUACAAGAAGAGGUCAUUCCCGGUAGCCGAUUACAGAACUAUCAUGGCCUCGUCGCAAUCAUCAGCUCCGAUUCCUGUGGAGUCGAAUCGUCUUGGCCUCCUUCGCUGCUACAAAGAUCCUACUCAUUUCUCCGAGAACCCUCCUAAAGUUAGGCCUUCGAUUCAUCCUCCGGCACCGAUCCACACUGGAGUCACGCCGCAGUCGAUAAAGACUUGGUUCUCUGAGUUUCCCGGCAGGACUGAGUACAUGGACACGUAUAGCGCAUCGGCGAAGGCUUGCUGGAGGUCGAUGCAGAGGUACAAAGAGCCAAUGCCUUCGACCAGACGUAGGGCGGACGAUAAUUGCGUUUGAGUGUUUUAAUAAAGAGAAGAUAAAUUGUUGGUUGUUUUAUUAAAUCAAGACAUGUCGUUGUGGCCUAAAGGAUAAGGCGUCCGUUGAAAACGACCGGUCACCGUUCCCUUCGUUUGUGACGAAGGUCUCGGCGAGUAAACUAACCCAUAGACACAGCCCACCGAGUUUCUCGCCGGAUCUUCUCAUUGAGUUGCGUUUCUGAUCCGGUGCUAGAUUCUGCGAAGCACUGCUCUUGCUAGGGCCAGUGCCAGCAAUGUCUCCAGGCUUGUGCUCCGAGAGCUCACCUACACGUUAGGGUUACGCCGACAUAGCCUCUCAAAAAUGAAAAAGUAUUGAACGAUGCGACAAUGUCGGUGUACAAAUCCUGCAGUAUUUUAAUGAAAUACACACUAAACACAAUAUGUUCACUAAUGACUUCCAUGAUGAAGGAAUAAAGGCACGUAAUAUCUAAAGCAAACCUAAGGUUUGCAUAACUACUGGUAUAGGAAGCCUGUGCCACACGGGUAGGUAGGGUAGGUACUACGGCCUUGU